This is a messenger RNA of Menidia menidia (Atlantic silverside), 4947 nucleotides long. NCBI's taxonomy places the organism in Eukaryota, Metazoa, Chordata, Actinopteri, Atheriniformes, Atherinopsidae. The record is from the annotation of a GenBank genome assembly.
AACACUCGCCCUCUGCGAGGCACGAGAAUUGGACUGACUAAUUGUGGUUCAAAGCUGAGAGCGCAGCUGUUGAAAUACUGUUUUUGGUCAUUACUAAAUCCUGCGCUCUGCUUGAUGACUGAGAGAAAUACUGAUGUAGCUUCUCGUUUUUGUGGGGGGGAUAUGUGCACCAGCAUGUGUGUGCUCUUCAAACAGUUCUUGUUUCACACACUGUGGCUGCAUGAGGAAGUAGGUUUUGAAUGUUGCGCUAGAUGUCUUGUAGCUUGGUGACUGCCGUUGGAUUUGACUGUCCCCCCUGCGUGAUGGCAGCACUGUGAAGAGAUCAAAAUUUGGAUUUUAACAGCUGACACAGAGACAUACACUUUCUGCACCGCGGGCACCCGAAGAGGAGAGGUCCACCAGAACAAUGGCGAAGUACCACUGGCAGAGUCAGAAUGUGAAGCAAAGCGGAGUGGACGACAUGGUCCUCCUGUCCAAAAUAAGCGAGGAUGCCAUCGUGGAAAAUCUGAAGAAGAGAUAUAUGGACGACUACAUCUUUACUUAUAUCGGCCCUGUCCUGAUUUCAGUUAACCCGUUCAAACAGAUGCCCUAUUUCACUGACAGAGAGAUUGAGCUAUACCAAGGGGCUGCCCAGUAUGAGAAUCCUCCUCAUAUCUACGCUUUGACCGAUAACAUGUACAGAAACAUGAUGAUUGAGGGGGAGAACCAGUGUGUUAUCAUCAGUGGUGAGAGUGGUGCAGGCAAGACCGUGGCUGCCAAAUACAUCAUGGGUUACAUUUCUAAAGUAUCCGGAGGUGGAUCAAAAGUGCAGCAUGUGAAAGACAUCAUCCUACAGUCAAAUCCUCUGCUGGAAGCUUUUGGUAAUGCCAAGACUGUCCGCAACAACAACUCUAGUCGUUUUGGAAAAUACUUCGAGAUUCAGUUCAGCAGAGGAGGAGAGCCAGACGGUGGCAAGAUUUCAAACUUCCUGCUGGAGAAAUCGAGGGUGGUGAGCCAGAAUGAGAACGAGAGGAACUUCCACAUUUAUUAUCAGCUGAUAGAGGGUGCCAACGCUCAGCAGAAAGAGGGCCUGGGCAUCAUGACCCCAGACUACUACUACUACCUCAACCAGUCGGGGACUUACAAAGUGGACGGGACAAACGACUGCAAAGACUUCCAAGAGACGAUGGAAGCCAUGCAGGUAAUUGGGAUCCCAGGUGACAUUCAGGCUCAGGUGCUGCAGAUCAUUGCGGGUAUCCUCCACCUGGGAAACAUCAGCUUCAUAGAGGCAGGAAAUUACGGGCAGGUGGAAAGCACAGACUUGCUUGCCUUCCCUGCCUAUCUACUGGGAAUUGACCCAAACCGCCUUCAGGACAAGCUGACUAGCCGGAAGAUGGAUUCAAAGUGGGGAGGGAAGUCUGAGUCCAUCAAUGUGACCCUGAAUCAGGAGCAGGCCACCUACACUCGCGAUGCCCUGGCCAAAGCACUUUAUGCCCGCCUCUUUGACUACCUGGUGGAGGCCAUCAAUAAAGCCAUCCAAAAACCUCAUGAGGAAUUCAGCAUCGGGGUCCUUGACAUUUAUGGCUUUGAGAUUUUCAAGAAAAACGGAUUUGAGCAGUUUUGUAUAAACUUUGUAAAUGAGAAGCUUCAACAGAUCUUCAUUGAACUCACUUUAAAGGCCGAGCAGGAAGAGUAUGUUCAGGAGGGCAUAAAGUGGACACCCAUUGAGUACUUUAACAACAAGAUAGUGUGUGAUCUCAUUGAAAAUAAACUGAACCCUCCUGGCAUUAUGAGCGUACUGGAUGAUGUGUGUGCCACCAUGCACGCCAAAGGAGAGGGUGCAGAUGGCACUCUGCUGCAGAAACUGCAGGCUGCAGUGGGAACACAUGAACAUUUCAACAACUGGAACUCUGGCUUUGUCGUGCAUCACUAUGCUGGGAAGGUGUCGUAUGAUAUCAACGGCUUCUGCGAGAGAAAUCGAGACGUGCUCUUUCCUGACCUCAUUGAGCUCAUGCAAAGCAGUGAAUUUGAUUUCAUUUGUAGCCUGUUCCCUGAAAAUCUUAACACAGACAAGAAAGGUCGGCCGACGACAGCGAGCUCCAAGAUAAAGAGACAAGCCAACAACCUGGUGAACACACUCAUGAAGUGCACUCCCCACUAUAUCCGCUGUAUCAAGCCCAACGAGACAAAAAGACCAAAAGACUGGGAAGAGAGCAGGGUUAAACAUCAAGUUGAAUACCUCGGGCUGCGGGAAAACAUUCGUGUGCGCAGGGCUGGAUUUGCAUACCGCAGAGUCUUCAACAAGUUUCUGAUGAGGUAUGCCAUUCUGACAGCUGAAACAUGGCCAUGCUGGAGGGGCCCAGAACAGCAAGGGGUGCUUCAUCUCCUCCGCUCCGUCAACAUGGACAAUGAUCAGUACCAGAUGGGACGCUCUAAGGUCUUCGUCAAAAACCCAGAAUCGCUGUUUCUUCUUGAGGAGAUGAGGGAGAGAAAGUUUGACACCUAUUCCAGGAUCAUCCAAAAGGCCUGGAGACGAUUCAUUGCCCGAAAGAAGUAUGAACAGAUGAGAGAAGAGGCCUCGGACAUCUUGUACAACUCCAAAGAGCGGAGGAAGAAUAGCAUUAACAGGAACUUUGUUGGUGACUACCUUGGUCUGGAGCAAAAACCUGAACUGCGGCAGUUCCUGUCCAAGAGGGAGCGCGUGGACUUUGCUGAUUCCGUCAACAAGUUUGACCGCAGGUUUAAGUCUAUCAAGAGAGACUUGAUCUUGACCCCAAAGGGCAUCUACCUGAUUGGUCGUGAGAAGGUGAAAAAAGGGCCGGAAAAAGGACAGAUCAAAGAGGUGCUGAAAAGAAAGCUUGAGUUUGGAAGCCUCAGCAGUGUCUCUCUGAGCACAAGACAGGAUGAUUUCUUCAUCUUGCACGAGAUUGAGUACGACAGUCUUCUGGAGUCCAAUUUUAAGACAGAGUUCCUCAGUUUGCUGUCCAAACGCUAUGAGGAAGUGACCAAGAGAAAACUAACAAUCUCCUUCUCUGACCGACUGGAGUUUAGAGUGAAGAAGGAAGGCUGGGGCGGAGGCAGCUCCAGAGUGGUCGUGUUCCAGAGGGGUCAAGGGGACCUGGCUCAACUCAAACCUGGUGGGAAGACCCUAUCCAUCACAGUAGGGGAUGGUCUGCCUAAGUCUUCCACAUACCAGAAUGGAGCGCCCAAGUUCUCCAAUGCUCCUCGUAACCAGAGGUCAGAGAUCACAUAUUCUGCCCCGAACAAACACGGCAGACCCCCUAGCACAGUCUUGCCCAAACUGGACCACCAGAGAGCUCCACGAGCCCCAGUCCAGACCCAGAACCAGGGGGACAUGGCCUUCCUUAAUGUGCCCGACCAAGGCAUGUCAGGGAUGCAGAGGAAAAGAAGCAUCAGCCACCGACCGCCUCCUGCUCCCAAACCCCAGCCAGCACCCAAAGGUCCCCGCUGCCGGGCGCUGUAUCAGUACGUUGGCCAGGACACAGACGAAAUCAGCUUUGAGGCCAAUGAAGUGUUUGACCUCGUCAAACAGGAUCCGUCCGGCUGGUGGACAGGCAGGAUCAGAGGAAUGGAAGGGCUCUUCCCCGGGAACUAUGUGGAAAAGAUAUAAGCAGCGCUUCUCAUGGAAAUGUUUGAGUUAGUUUAAAAAAAACCAGUGUUUUUCUUGAAUGCAGAACAUUUAGAUUGUCUAAAAAUAAUUCAAAUUUAAAAAAAAAAAACUGCCAAGAGUGUUUCAGGCUCGGAGGGUAGCUCUCCCCUCCAAAACGGAAGUCAUGAUGGAAAUGGAGCUGUUUAAGGGAGGACUUUGUGGACAUUUGAGCCCUUGCUAAACUUCCCUGGCAAACAGAACUGGACGAAGACAGGACGGGAAUCGUGAUGGUCAUGAUUGUUGAAACAGGACUUAAAGGAGCGGCUCAGGUUUCAUCUCUGUUGAAGAGUCAAGUGACUCCGUUGUGAACAACCUCGCAACAAGAUCUAUGACCUCAUCCACAGGCUGACAACACCUUCUUUUGAGCGGCUGUCACUGAGCAACUUGAAGCUCAAGUUGAACCAAAACUGAAAAGUGACCUGAAAAUACUUCCUUGCUUCCAGUUGUCCUCGGCAUCUCUACUGUUCUCUGACUUUUUCUCAAGAUCAGAUUCUAGCAAUACUCGCUGUUUUUGAUUGAAUCAGCAGCAUAAAAUGGGAAAAAACAAACAGUAAAUAUGCAACAAGUGGUAUUGACUGAUACUUAAGUGUAACCAAUCCUCUGACACAAUGUUGUACUUUUGAUUUUUUUUCUUACAUCUGUUUUAUCCAAUGUUCAUGGUAUUUUCUGAGCUUUUUUUUCUCCUCAAUAAAAACUAAAAGAAGUAUAUUUUCAUAUUUUUACCUUGAGAACUUAUGCACUGGUUUGUAUUGUGACAUCAGUAUGUUAUGUGCCACUUGAUAAAUGUUACUUAUCCUCUCCUUCCACUUAGCUUUCUUCAGGUGCAUUUAUGUAAAGUAAUGACAUUUUCUCACAGUCAAUCAAUUUGUAUUUUUUUAAUAUGAAUAUGAUGAGAGGAAUAAAGUUUCUCAGAUCACAUUUCUUCACACAGUUUUUCAAUUGUCAAAAUUAGCUGUUUGUAACCUUUUUUGAAGAUGGCGGUGAAUAAUUCUGUCAGGGCUGUUGAAUCAAGUUUCAGUUCAUGUUUAGUUAGUUUUGUGUCCUAGAAAGUUAACCUCUGGAGCUGUGUGUGGAAUGUGGGUGGGGUUAGACAUUGUUUUUGCAAAUGCUCCGUGAAAUUUGAAGGGAAGGGUUAUUUCAACAACAAUGGUUGAUAAGCAACGAGACUAAGACUUCACCUGAGCUGUGAACACAUAGCUAACAUUAAUGUCAGUUUCAUCUAAACUUACAGCCCCUACUAUGUUUGUAACCAUGGUGUUACAUGAAAUCAGAUAUCCUACAUCUGGGUUUGUAAUCAC